AUGGUAAUCACAUUAAAUUUAAUAGGUUUUAGUAAAACUAGUAUAAAUAUUUUUUGUUAAUUCAAUAUUUACAAUUAUUUUGUACAUUUCAUAGUACUCUUAGCAAUCCUAAUAUUGACAGAAGCCAUUUAAAUUUGUCCUCGAAUAAUGUAAAAAACUAAAAUCUUCAUCAACAAUUAUUUUUAUUUUUUUAACAAAUCUAAAAUUUAAUCCUAACAAUUUUUUAUUCACACCUCCAAAAGUUUCAUUUCUAUUUAACAAUAUAAUUCUACGAGUUAAAACUCUUUGAAUUUGAUAAGUUAAAUAUAUUCCAAAAUAUGCUAAAUUCAGAAAAAAAACUAUCAUGUUAUUCAAUUAAAAAAUACUACUGAAAGUAAAGAUAUUAUUUAGAAUAUCUUCUAAAGUAGUUACAUUCCAAAUAAAUAUCAUAAAAAGCAAAAAUCUACUUAUUUGGUUUAAUAAAUUCGCAAUUAGUAUCUACUUAGACACGUAUUUACACUCUAUUCUAAACAGUGGAUGGUUGAAAAACAGGUUUGCAACCAAUGUAUACCAAUCAAUUCCAGCAUUUUCUGA
Molecule: messenger RNA, 573 nt
Organism: Tetrahymena thermophila SB210
Lineage: Eukaryota; Ciliophora; Oligohymenophorea; Hymenostomatida; Tetrahymenidae
Product: transmembrane protein, putative
Exons: 1
Source: RefSeq, a predicted model, not a curated record